GGAGGAGUUGCUGUGACCGCCAUUGUUACGACCGUCAUCAUAUUUCGAAGUUUAGCGUGAAUUCGACCUAUCCAUACUCCUCGUAGCGUGUGUCGUGGCUGAGGGGGCCGUUUUUUCCGGGUGUAAUCUUCGAGAAACGUGGACCACAGACGGAUCAAUCAGCCGACGUAUUUCUCAGCGUAGCAUGUCCACGAUGAAUCCCGAGUACGAUUAUCUGUUUAAAUUGCUUCUAAUUGGAGAUUCCGGUGUUGGAAAAUCUUGUCUCCUGUUGCGCUUUGCCGAUGACACAUACACAGAAAGUUACAUCAGUACCAUUGGUGUAGACUUUAAGAUUCGAACUAUCGAUUUGGAUGGAAAGACGAUAAAAUUGCAAAUCUGGGAUACGGCAGGUCAAGAACGAUUUAGAACAAUCACAAGUUCUUAUUAUCGAGGUGCACAUGGUAUUAUUGUUGUUUACGACUGUACGGAUCAAGAGACUUUUAACAAUGUAAAACAGUGGUUGGAAGAGAUUGACCGUUACGCCUGUGAUAAUGUCAAUAAGCUGCUAGUCGGCAAUAAAUGUGAUCUGCAUACUAAAAAAGUGGUAGAUUAUACAACGGCCAAGGAAUAUGCCGAUCAGCUCGGUAUACCAUUUCUGGAAACGUCGGCGAAAAACGCGAUGAAUGUAGAGCAAGCUUUUAUGACAAUGGCCGCUGAAAUAAAACUUAGAGUGGGUCCGCCAUCGAGUGGCGCGAGCGAUCCAGCUAACAAGGUGAAGAUAGAACACGGACGUCCAAUCGAAUCUUCUAAAUCAGGAUGUUGCUGAGAAUUGUAAUCUCGUGUUAAACCAAAACAUCUAAUGUGGUUGCAGUCCAGAUACUGCAAAAUUAAACUUACUACUGCAAGUAUAAGAACGUACAUGGAAGUUUUAGUUUACAUCAACAACAAAAGAAGGGAAAAAAUUUAACACACAUCAUGGACCACCAACUCUUCCUCAGAGUUAUACGAAGCUCUUGUCCGCCUGCCCUAAAAAUUCGUUUUUGUAGUUAAUUUUUCUUUCCAAAGAAGAAAAGACGUGGUUAAUUAACGCCAUUUUCUAGCAUAAACUUCGACUUUAGAUAAAUUGGUCGAAUUAGUAUUGAUAAUAUCGAGCGUGAGUGUAGGUGCGCGUGUAAUGGGGGGAGGGGGGCACCUUGGAUCUUGAGAGGUAAAUUGAAUAAUACUGUAUGGUGGUUAUAAUAAGCACUUUUAUUUUUCCUUUUUAGCCUAAUUGUAAUAUGUACUAUAGAGUAUGUAUUUGGCUGUACAGCCAUUUCUAUUUCUCUAUACAAUAAUCCAGAAUGUUUUCGCAAGUUUUUUGUUUUGUUCUUUAUUUUCUUUUAGAUGCGCAAAGAGUUAAGAUAUCUCUUUCCUAGUGAGAUUCCACGACAUCCUUUUCUUUUUUCUCGCUACACACCACACACACAUAGGGCAAAAAGUAUUAAUACAAAGAAAUUUUUAAAACCAUUUUUUAGAAAGUAAACAUUAAUUGCAAUUUAUUAAAUAAGUAUAAUAAAUAUAUGUACGCACGCGUACGCGCGCAUAUGUGCAUCAUAUACGCAUACACAAUAUCUUAUGUUCAUGUAACUAAAUUGCUAAUGAAUGUUUAUUUUCUAAAAGGUUUUAUAAAAUAUCUUCCUUGUACCUAUACUUUUUACACUCAUUGUAUGCAUAUACAAGGGAUGGACAAAAUAAUGUGAAUACCUAGGAAAUACACUACUUUUCUUGUUAGUAGAAAAUUAAUGAAUCUACCGGUUUUUUAAAUACAGAUUUUAUCCUUGUUUAGAAUAAAGUUGAAUAAAAAAUUCUUUAAAACUGCAAUAUUUUUUUUAUUAAUGUAACUGCUUGACUUAGAUAUCAUAGCAUUAUUAUGAGCAGUUUUGAAAAGAAAAACAAUUUUCUUCUCCAAUGUUUUUUAGAGAUUCUGCUAGCAAGAAGAAUAUAACAUUACACUGGUAACUAGUUAAGCAUUAUAUGAUCGUAUUAUAUGAUAUUUUAAACUAGGAUAAAGUCUAUCAAAGACAAAUGAUGAGCUAACUUCUUAGUAGUGAAAUAAGUAGUGUAUUUUCUGGUUUUUAUAUUUGGUAUAGGUAUAUGUAUAUAUGUAUAUGUGUGUAUGUAUGUAUAUGUGUGUGUAUGUGUGUGUGUAUGUAUAUAUAUAUUUUAGUAACUAUUUCAAUGCUAACUCAACGCAUACGCGGCGUAUUUUUACACGUGCGCACGUACAUACGUGUAUAUGUAUAUGUAUGUACGUACAAUAAAUUUAAUAGUGAAUUUAAUAGGAUGCACUAGUGCGUAUUGAUGCAUAUUAAGGCUGCCGACAUAGGCUGCGUUUCGAAAUUUACUGCUAGUACUAAAAAUCUAUACUUCAUGUUAUGUAUACUAUAGAUUUUUAGUACUGGUAGUGAAUUUUGGAAACUUAGCCAUAAUACAUAAAUCGAUGCAAGAAAAAUGUAUGUUUAAUAUAAAUCGAUGUAAAAAUAUGUGUUUAAUAUAAAUGUAUGAGAAUGGGUUAAAUUACAAAUCAAUUGCACAAUCCUUUAUUGUGCCAUAUGGUAAAAAUAUUCAUUUUAUCAUCUUGUUGGGUGCGCGCGCGCUUGUGUGUGUGUGUGUGUGUGUGUGUGCGUGCGUGCGUGCGUGCGUGCGUGCGUGCGUGCGUGCGUGCGCGUGUGUGUGUGAUAUCUGCAUUUUAUUUUUACACUUGGGCUAGAGGUAGUGUACAGUGGUUUUAAUAUGUAUCAGCAAUAGUACACCUGCAAACAUUAAUGUUUCGCCAUUUGAAGUUAACAAAGUUCCGAUUUUUGUAUACUGUAUAGAAUAUGUUACAUGCACCAUAUAAAUCCCGGAACGCAGUUAACUUCAAAUGUCCGCGUAUAUAUGAUCCAAUCAAAUUCACUAUAAAAAGUAUGCCGCUCGCGAAUAUCAAGCCAAACGUACAUACACAAUUUUUUUCAUUUUGCCAACAAACCUCGCCAUGCUCUUACAAUUUAAAUACGAUCCGAGAAUCGACGAAAACAAUCUGCGAACCAGCUUCGAUCGAGCGAAAAAGCGAGGAUAUUUUAUACGAGUUAAGAGACAUUACAGUUACAUGUAAUCCAAAUCGUAGCUUUGUAUCGUAAGAGGGAUAUUUGUGACGGGUAUACGAUAUAAUGGCAUUCGAAAAGUUACAGAUAUAGUAACUGUAAUUAUAUGAAAUACGAAUGAAUAAAGAAUUAUCUAAACAAAAA
Molecule: messenger RNA, 3245 nt
Organism: Monomorium pharaonis (pharaoh ant)
Lineage: Eukaryota; Metazoa; Arthropoda; Insecta; Hymenoptera; Formicidae
Gene: Rab1
Product: ras-related protein Rab-1A
Exons: 4
Coding region: 185-805 (206 amino acids)
Molecular function (GO): GTP binding; GTPase activity
Source: RefSeq, a predicted model, not a curated record